Messenger RNA from Salvelinus fontinalis (brook trout), 4088 nucleotides. Its product is annotated as protein shisa-3 homolog. The coding region runs from base 532 to 1389 and encodes 285 amino acids. The record is from RefSeq and is a predicted model, not a curated record. The transcript is spliced from 2 exons. Lineage: Eukaryota; Metazoa; Chordata; Actinopteri; Salmoniformes; Salmonidae.
UACUGAAUCGGUAACAAAACACUACAGAUUUCAAAUUAGGUUGGACACCAUACGACCGUAGCCAUCCGUAUCACAUCUCACGGAACUGAAGAACUAUGGAUUAAUUACUUAUUUUAAUGGUUUCCAAAAGAACGCUCUGAAGAGAAGAAAUGUCUGGGUAAAGUUCAGAUACACUCUCGGUUACAUAUCUGAUUGUCUUUGCCUGCGCAAUAAUUACACGUUGAGAAGAGACUGAAACAAUCAUUCACCUGGACAAACUUGAGAGUUCAAUUCAAGCUUAUUUUACACGUGUGACCUGAUACUGGUUCUAUUUUGGAUGAGGAGAGUAUAUGCCAAAUGGAUAUAAAUGCAAAAAUUCGUAUGGUUGAAUUAAAAUCAAACGAAUGAUGACAAUUAAAACACCAUUGAAACUGUAGGUAAUUCAACCGUGGAACUGUUUCAAACCGAAUUCAUCAUGCGAAUAUUUUAAAGACAAGGUAGGAGUUAAGGAAUACUGUGUAGGCUACUGGGUUAAAAUAAGGUUUUGUCGGGAUGAUGCGACUGCUAAACUACCUCUUGCUGGGCUACCUGACCUGGAAUCUACGGAUAUCAGACGCACAAGGGGAGUACUGCCAUGGGUGGCUGGACAGUAACGGAAAUUACCACGAAGGCUUUCAGUGUCCGGAGGACUUUGACACCAUGGACGCGACCGUGUGCUGCGGGUCUUGCUCCCUGCGGUACUGUUGCGCGGCUGUGGACGCACGGCUGGAUCAGGGAAGCUGUACCAACGACCGAGAACUGAAUAACACGGAGUUUGCAGCGCAGCCUAUCUACGUGCCCUUUCUGAUGGUGGGUUCCAUCUUUGUCGCCUUCGUGGUGGUGGGCUCCCUGGUUGCCGUCUACUGUUGCACCUGCCUGCGGCCCAAGCAGCCUACCCAGCAGGCUAUCCGCUUCUCGCUGCGCAACUGCCAGGGCGAGACCAUCCCCAUGAUCCUGACCACUGCGCCACCCGGCCUGCGCACCCCCUCGCGCCAGUCCAGCACGGCCACCAGUUCAAGCUCAGCUGGCGGGAGCAGCUCGGUGCGCCGCUUCUCCCUCGGAGGUCAGGGGCAGCAGCACGGGUGCUUGGUGUCGGCGUCUGCACCAAGCACCCGAGUCUUCACCUCCACACCCCAGCCGCUACUACCACCACCCCCUCCGCCCCCCUACACCUCCCCUGCAGCCUGCGUGCCAGGCGGCCGCCAGCACCCUCAUGCCCAGCUGCAGCUGCACCAGCCCAUGCACCCACACCAACAGCCUCACCUGGCCCAGGGCACAGGCUUCCUGCUGCCCCAGCAGUACUUCUUCCCCCUACAGCCGGAGCCCUUCUCCGGCGGGGCUAAGGGCUUUGCAGACUUUGGACAGAGCUGACGGGGCUUCCUUGGCAACGAGGAGGUGGAUUACAGGAGCACACUGGGACGUGAGUAGGGUCAUGUUCAUUAAGCACUAAACGGAAGAAAACAGACCGAAACAACAGGAAGGGACUACCUGUACCUGCCCAGUAUGAGUUUGUUUUAAAUCAGUGAACUGUACUGAACAUGACCCUGGUGUGUUUUGUGGACAGACACAGUCAUCGGCUACCGGAAGGACUGCCCUGACAUGCACUGCAGUAGGCCUGUUGAAUGGAGACUGGGAGACAGGAGGCUGUGUUCAAGAUAAACCACGAGAAAUCUUCCUAGUCGAGCAGAGUACAUGAGAGUAUUGUCUCUCUAAAUUACAGGAAUGGAUUUCUGCUCAGAACAGACAGGACUGUUUAUUGGUCAAUAUUCUUUUCAAUGUUAUGCACUUUUUUAUAUAUACAUUUCUAUUGUAAACAAUAUUCUGUCUUCCCUUUCUCUUUUAAACACACUUUGGUUAAAUGGUGAUGUUAAAUUGUCACAACUUUUGUGGCAGCAACAUUAUUAAUAAGUGUUUAAUAAUAUUAAUAAGUCUACACAUUUUGUUGCGAGCUGUUGGACAUUUAAUCAAAUUAUAAUUUUGACAAUUGCAAGCCCCUAAAAGAGGGGAAGGACUGACACCAAGUGGUGCAGUAGGGUGAACAAAGCCAAAGGAUGUACUGUGUGUACAGUGCUCACUGGCUGAACUAUAGGUUUGUUUAUAUUUAAUGAUAAUAUUAGUCAACACCAGUAUCUAAUUAGUAUUCUAAUGACUAAUUCUAUGAUUGUGAGUACUUGUCAUGCAAUGCUACAACUAGAAGACACUCAACAGUUGGUCAGUAUUUCCGAAAAUUAAACCUACUCUUUAGUAAUCCAAGAUUGAAUGGUUGAGAAUUGCUUAAUUGCUCACUAACGGAUAUAUUUUGUACUGUAUAGUACUAACUUCUGAAAAUGGCUUGCGACUUUUUCUUUUUUGCUGUUAAAGUCACAAUCCUGAGUUUGUGUUUCACCUUUUAGCCCAACUGCAGCCUCCAUAUUUGGUUUAUUAAUGUACUACUUAAUUAUACUGAAGAGAGGGGAUGCAAAGAUAUUCACAAACAUUAAUGACACAUUGAACCUUAAAUACAGAAACUACAAGCCAAAAUGUUGGCUUACAGAUAGCGGAGUCCCCCUUUCUCCAGCCUCAGACAUAUAGGCAACUGAAACGGUUCAUAAAGGCCAUAGUCGUUUGCUACCUGUCGCUCAAUCUUGCGCCAGACUUCACACGAGGAAUGUUGCAACGAGAUCAGUCAUUGUCAAUGCUAAAUGAUUCUGUCAUGGCCACAGUGUUAAAAACAACUGGUCCCAGAAAUAGGGAAGAGUUUUGGGUUGGAUGAGCAGGUAUGGCAAGAGUCCAAAGACUUCUCGGUACCCUAGUCAUUUAAGUGUGAAAUAAACUUGGCAAUCACUGACCUAUUAUGGCAGAUUAGAUACAAUAGAUCAUACAGUGGAUCAUGUUUGGCGCUAGACUGAGUCUUCCAAACAAAGGAAAAAUUCCAGCAAUUCCCAGAGAUGACGCCACAACAAUCUUUGGGUAUUGCUGUCCUUAUUUCUUUUUUUGGAAGGCUCUAAAUCUACAAUGUUUACACAGACAAGCAUCCCAUUCCAAUAGAAACCUUUGGUAGCACAUGCAUACUUGCAUACUACUCUUUGGAGCUAUUUGUGCUAUAGUUGCGCAGAUGUCAACACAUUGUGUAUACAUUUGGGUAUGCUUGGACACUUCUGGUUUUCAAAAACACAUAAAAAAUUCAUCGUCUUUCAGAUACUGUAUUCUAGAUGGUCCUGUAUAAUACUGCUCUAAAUCUAUUUGGAACUCAAAGAAAAUACCUCACAGAUUGAAUCUUUUUGAAGUUACAUUGACAGUAAUCCAAGGACUCUUGUAUGAAUACUCUAGCAAGGGUACACCUAGUCAGAAAAAUAUGUAUUUCAUGAACUAACGACUAAAGAGAAACCAUCUAUGUUGGUUUUGUGAUACUGCUAUGAUAGUGGAUACUUUGUCAAUAACAGAGACAAAUUAUUGUAAUUAUAACAAAAAGGAUAUUCUACCACACGGCCCCACAGUAAACCUCAGAUCACCAGUCACCAGGGAGUACAACGUCACCAUAAUGACGACAUUUGUUUGUUUGUCACGCAUGGAAGGGAACUAUGUUUUCCGUCUCCCCUGCCUUUUCCUGUUUAGGUUCUCAUUGCUCUUCAGGUCCUGUUUGCUACCACACACAUAGGCAUAUGAUUCGAUGGGGGAAACAACUAGCUGCCUCCCCUCAUUUUGGACGUUUACAAAGUCCGAAAUGAAGGAUGGCACCUUGUUCCCGACAUAGUGCCCUACUUUUGACCAGAGUAGUACACUAUAUCUAGGGUGCCAUUUGAGAUGCAGCGUAGACAGCCAUAGAUUCCAUUUCUAUGACGGUAGGUCAGAGAUGAUGACCAAAGGUUGGUUUCCUUGUUUGUAAAGUGUAUUUUAGUAGUAGUCCUUCAUGGCAGGGAAAGGAAAGGGAAAGGGGGGGUACCUAGUCCGUUGUCCAACUGAAUGUAUUCAACUGAAAUGUGUCUUCUGCAUUUAACCCCACCUUCAUCGACAUCCAAGACAUAACACUUACGUUUGCAGUCACAAAAUGCAGAACAAUCAUUCAAUGAAAGACCUAAAAAUAAACAAUA